UGACAAAAUCUCCUACCAAAACAAAAAAAGCGAUAAAUUAUGAUUUCACUUCUGGGUAUAAAAAUGAAUGAAAGUAACAAGCGCGUUCAACUUUGAAUUGAAGCGGAAGUGGUUUCAGUUACAGACGCCUAAUUGGACCACCGACUUCACACGGCGGUGGCUGGUGAGGUCGUCGGAGAGGUUCCUGAGGCCGAGAUAGAUUCAUUCUAAUCAAUACAAAGAAAAUUUUCCGAAUCUCGCACUCUGAGAUUGAAAAUUUAAAGAGAGAUUAGGAACCAAAUCCUCUCCGUUGAGCUUUUUCGCCGCAUAUUUUCGUUUCUCACCAGCCACCGCUAGCUGCCAGAUCCGUAAAAGAUGGUAGAAAACAUUUCCAGAACAAACCUUAGCUACCGUGGCGAUACUGGUAACAUCGAGGACGCCAUAGAUGACACACCUUUACAAACUGACUCCAAAUGCUAUGACGAUGAUGGCCGUGUUAAACGAACAGGAACUGUUUGGACUACAUGCUCCCACAUAAUAACAGGUGUGAUAGGAUCUGGAGUGCUCUCCUUAGCCUGGUCCAUAGCUCAGAUGGGUUGGAUUGCUGGUCCUGCAACCAUGAUCUUUUUCAGUAUCAUCACUCUGUAUACUUCAUCAUUUCUCGCUGAUUGUUAUCGUUGUGGCGACACCGAAUUUGGAAAGAGAAACUAUACUUUCAUGGAUGCAGUUCAAAAUAUUCUUGGCGGGCCCAGUGUUAAGAUUUGUGGGAUAGUUCAGUACUUGAAUCUUUUCGGAAGCGCAAUAGGAUACAAUAUUGCGGCUGCCUUGAGCAUGAUGGAAAUCAGAAAGUCUUACUGUGUCCAUUCCUCUCAUGGAGAAGACCCGUGUCACAUUUCAGGCAACACAUACAUGAUCGCUUUUGGUGUGGCACAACUUUUCUUUUCUCAAAUUCCAGAUUUUCAUAACACGUGGUGGCUCUCAAUAGUUGCAGCGGUCAUGUCGUUCUUCUAUUCUACAAUUGCUCUCGCCCUUGGAAUUUCCAAAGUUGCAGAAACGGGUACUAUCAUGGGUAGCCUCACAGGAAUAAGCAUCGGGACAGUGACCCCGGCCCAAAAAGUAUGGGGGGUUUUCCAAGGUCUUGGAAAUAUCGCCUUUGCCUAUUCAUAUUCUUUUGUUCUCCUGGAAAUUCAGGACACCAUCAGAUCUCCACCAUCCGAAAGAAAAGCAAUGAAGAAGGCUGCAAAGCUAAGUAUUGCAGUAACCACAACAUUUUAUAUACUCUGUGGCUGCAUGGGCUAUGCUGCAUUUGGAGACGCUGCACCAGGUAACCUGCUCGCCGGAUUUGGUGUCUCGAAAGCAUAUAUUGUUGUGGAUAUGGCUAACGCUGCUAUUGUAGUUCACCUUUUCGGAGCAUACCAAGUGUAUGCCCAACCCCUCUUUGCCUUUAUCGAGAAAGAGGCAGGAAAAAAGUGGCCCAAAAUUGACAAAGAGUUCAAAGUUAAAAUUCCCGGUUUGCCAGUCUACAAUCAAAACAUAUUUAUGUUAGUUUGGCGGUCAAUUUUUGUUAUCGUCGCCACAUUGAUUGCAAUGUUGAUUCCUUUUUUCAAUGACGUUUUGGGAGUGAUUGGAGCAUUGGGAUUUUGGCCUUUAACUGUUUACUUUCCUGUGGAGAUGUAUAUCCUACAGAAGAAGAUCCCAAAAUGGAGUAGGAAAUGGAUUUGUCUGGAAAUAAUGAGUGCUUUCUGCCUCAUAGUUUCUAUCGUGGCUGGUCUUGGCUCAUUGGUUGGUGUCUGGAUUGACCUGCAAAAAUACAAACCUUUCAGCUUAGAGAAUUGAAUACACACGUCAUAAAAUCUAUUGCCUCUUUUUGUAUGUAAACGGCUGUGGGAGGUUCUCAAUGGGAUCGUGAUUUCAUAAGUGGUGAAAUUAUUCCUAGGUUGCAAUUAAGAAUAAUAAUCAGUAUUGAAUAUUAUGAUCCUUUUACUGUAUAUUUUUUAAUUAAUUUUUGUACCCAUACUAGUGGUACUAAAUCAUAAAUGAGGUGAUAAUCGAUGCUGUGAUAACUGACAAGGAUUUAUGCUUUGAUGUGAAUAUUCAAUUUUAUUUGUCAUGUA
Messenger RNA from Vicia villosa (hairy vetch), 2093 nucleotides. RefSeq names its product amino acid permease 4-like. Bases 355 to 1815 code for a protein of 486 amino acids. Lineage: Eukaryota; Viridiplantae; Streptophyta; Magnoliopsida; Fabales; Fabaceae. Gene Ontology annotation, cellular component: plasma membrane. The record is from RefSeq and is a predicted model, not a curated record. The transcript has 8 exons.